Osmerus eperlanus (European smelt) is the source of this 4646-nucleotide messenger RNA. It is a transcript of the gene pbxip1a, whose product is annotated as pre-B-cell leukemia homeobox interacting protein 1a. The record is from RefSeq and is a predicted model, not a curated record. NCBI's taxonomy places the organism in Eukaryota, Metazoa, Chordata, Actinopteri, Osmeriformes, Osmeridae. The transcript has 11 exons. The coding region runs from base 490 to 3180 and encodes 896 amino acids. Gene Ontology annotation, cellular component: membrane.
AAGUCCCUUACUAAUGUCCAGACAAAUAUAGCAGUGCAGACGUGUCAAUGGACGGCUGGUUGAGAAUUCCUCUCCCUUCGUUAUAUAUAUAUGUACAUGCAUGCAUGUAUCUUGAGUGUAAGGUUCCUACAAGUCAAGGAAAAGAAGGGACUGCUCUAAAUCCAUCACCUGUCACUUUCACCUGCGAACAUCAAUCAAGCAGCGUGUCAAUCGCUUUCGUGGCAGUUGUCUUCACUGUGAUUGGCUUUCUAUCGCUUUAGGGCGUAAACGUAUACAAUUUUGUUGGAAUCCUAUUGGAAAACACGGAGCUUCGCUGUAGUGACGCAGUUGGAAUUCCCAAACUUCGUAAGUUCACGAGGAACAUUGCGCAUCUCGACAACGCCGCCAAGGACUAUCCAAAACGAAGAGUAAAACUGUAGCAUUGAAUAAACCAAAAAGCAGGCCAAGAGAUUAAAUAUCUCUGUUGCUGUGCCUGGCCACCAGGGGGCAAUGUCGGACAGCAGCAGCACAGGCAGUAGCGGCUCCUCCAACAGCUGGACCAUCAUCAACCCGGAGGAUGCUGCAGUGGAGUGUGUUGGCCUUGUGGACGAUGGACCAGAGAGUUUGGGGGAUGUCCCUAGUCUCUACGAGGAAGUGACAGGGCACACACUGGAGGUCAGGCCGGGUGAGGGUUCAGUAGAGACGGUUCUGUCGGAGGAAGGCCAACAGGUCAGUCUGUAUCCUAUCGUUUGCCAGGAAACAACUCCAGAUGUUGGCGAGGGCUCCUCUAACCCCACCUUGCUCAGCCCCUCCCCCAGCAGUUAUAUCCCCCUAGAAUCUGACCUGGUGCUUAGCCCCUCCCCCAGCAGUUAUAUCCCCCUAGAAUCUGACCCAGAGAGCCAGCCCCCGGUCAUCCACGACAUCGUCACCAGUUCCCCCUCUGACAACAAUGACCAGCUUUCGGCCACCCCCUUUGUAACCCAUAUUGACCUGCUUGAACCCUUCGACGUUGCCUACGCGGAGCCUGAGGGCGAGGCCGAGGCGGAGCCUGAGGUUGAGGGGGAGCCCGAGGUUGAGGAGGAGCCUGAGACCGAGGGCGAGGCAGAGGCCGAGGCGGAGGCUAAGCCCGAGGUUGAGGCCAAGCCCGAGGUUGAGGCAGAGGUCGAGGUUGAGGCCGAGGUUGAGGUCAAGGUCGAGGUGAUCUGGGCCCAUGAGUCUCCACCUCCAGAGGGUGCCGUACCCAAGGACCCCGAUCUAGACACCACUGCAGACGUAGCCCCUGCCACUGAGAGUCAAGCUUUUGAAAUCCGUGCCCCAUCCCUGCCCGAAGAAAGCCUCCCUGUGGAGAUUGUCACCCCGUUGGACGUUCACACAGAUAGUAUCCCCGCCCUCGAGAGCGAGGAAUCUGCUAGCCCCAUCCCCGAGAGCAAAGAGUUUGUAAUCCCCGCCCUCGAAAGCGUGGAGUGUGUAAGCCCCGCCCCCGACAGUCCUCUCCCAAUGACCAUUGGUUCAACCAAGACAGCUGAGGCAGCCGAAGCACCAGCAGUGGAGGAGACAACACUUCCUGAGGAAAUAGAGGAAGUUGGACAGGUUGAAGAGCCACCUAGGAGCUUUGACAUAGGACGAGGUGACACUAGCGCUGAGGGGGAUGGCCUGAGGAGGAGGACCAUGCCGUCCUUCGAGGCGCCGAGGCGAACAUCCGAGGAAGAAGACGAGGAAGAGGAUGUGGAGUUCAAACUGCCGGAGAAGGAGGAGGAGAAGCGUGGGUUCUCCCUGAACAAGCUGAUCGUGGCAGCAGUAGUCCUGCUAUGCCUAGGAUCCCUCUUCCUGUCAGGUGUCAUCACCAAUCUGGAUAAUGACGACGUUGACUCUGAGAUGAGCGAUGGGGACCAGGACUGGGUAAACCCUCAGGAAAUGAAGGAGGUUUUGGACAAACUGGCACAAGAAAACCAUCAAAUCACCCAAUUAGACGCCCAGCUACAGACCCAGAAAGAAGAACUCGACUCAGCACUAAAGUUAGCAUCAGCAAAGGCAGAGGAAGAAGGGAAAGGAGCUUUGGAAAAAGAAAAUGGCAACAUGAGAGAGGAGCUGUCGUCCCUGCCUGACCUGAAGGUGGAGCUGGAGACCCUAAGAUCCAGAGUGAGAGAGCUUUCCCAGCUCACAGCCAACCAUGACACCCCCACUCCACCACCUAGCUCCUCCCCACCUCCUGCUGGCCAGCCAGGGAAGAGCAGCCAGAGCACAGCCGGGCCUGACAGGGAGAAGGACCUCGGGAAGGGGGGCCGCAUAAAGGAAGAGCUACAGAGACAGAGGGUCCUCUUAGAGGAAAGCAGGAAAAGACUCGAGGGGAUGAAGAAAGAUGGAGGGCCCAGGAAAGGCGUGAGGGAGAGCCUAUCAGAGAUCCAGAAGAGGCUGACUGAGCAGGUGGAGAAGCUCGGCAAGAGGAGGCCAUGGGAGGGUGGGUCCAAGUGGGACGCAAAGAAAGGCAAAGAUAACGGGAAGGACCACUGGAAAAAAGAGGAGAAGAAGGAGUGGAGGGGAGAGAAGGAGUGGAAGCACAGCAAAGACAAGCACGAAGGCGAGUCGAAGUCACACAAGCAGAGCUCCCACAAGGAAGCCUGGCGGAAGUACCAAGAUGAGUGGGACAGUAAGAAGGACGAGCGCAGGCUGGAUAGGGAGAAGAGGAAGAGGGAGGGACACUGGCAUGUCCAGUCUGCUAAGAACUCCAAACACCAUCAGCAUCAGAACCCCCAACAGAACCAGCCUCCCCAACACCAGCCCCAUCAGUCUCACCAGUUCGACCACACCACCUUCUGGAAGCACCAGGAGGAGAAACUCAUCCGCAACAUGGACAUCAGGGCAGGAUGUAAUGGCAUCAAGGACUGUGCUGCCAAGGAGGGGCUGAAUCCAGUGGACCAGUCCCAGUUCCAGGCCCUUCUCGAGGGCUACCUGAGCAAGCUGGAGGGGGUCACGCCAGAGAGCAAGAAGGAGAUCCGCAAGCUGACCGCUCAGUUUUUCAAGGGCGGUGUGUUCACACACGACAGGGUGCGAUUCAGCGACUUUGCAGAGGACGUGGCAGACAUUUUGGAAGACUUGGCAGACAUCCUGGAAGACGAAGGGCAGGGGGAGGAUGACGUGCUGGAGGAGGCGAUGGAGGAGUUUCCUGUUGAGGCUUUGUGGAGGUUUGCUGUUCCAGCCUAGAAACCAAAACAACAGAAAUAACUGGAAAGAAAAUGAACACCAAGAUACAAUGGUAUAACAUGGUUGUUUACAGCAAGGUGUUGCCAAUUCUGUGGUCUAUCUUGGAAAAUGCUUCUGGUCCCAGGAGUGAUCUGUUGCCUCAUAAACACUCCCCCCUGAGUCUGUAAUUACAAGCUGUUCAUGUGUGUUGGAUUUUAGUUGUUUACCUACCUCUGUCAGUUCAAGGACACUGUCCUCAGUCACAUCAGCUGUGUGUUCGAAUGCGUGUGUGAUUGUGAAACAAAUUCUCCCUUUACCUUUAGUAUUUAACACUCAGAAUGUAGCCGUUUAUGAUAAUGGUCAGAUGUACUUCCUUGUGAACUCCGUGCCCAACACUCAGAUCCGAAGCUGCCGUAGUGUUGUCAAGGUUACCGUCAGAUCUAGUAGGACUGGUUCAACUGUCGGCUCUGUGUGUAACUGUCAGUGUUUAUUAACAGCACACGGAUCAUUCUGGAACAUGCAAAUGAAAGGAGAUUUCUGCCAGGAGAGAACUAGGUUCUUGCUAUGUUUCUCUUUGACAUGGUUCUCUCACUCACACAUAGAAUGCUGUUAUAAUGCAGGAUUAACCUAUUCUGAUGUAUGGUGCAAGCCCAGCACACAUUAAUAAAGAAUAGCAGCACGUGAAGAUUUUAUUUCUACAUUAUUAUUUGUCACACUGUGCAUUUCUGAGUACGGUAAUGUAAUGGCUCUCUGCAUUGUAAUGGAAAUCUUGAGUCUUACAACCCAAUGUUGUUUCUAUUGAAUUGGGUAAAAAGUGCAAUCUAUUGGUUUUUAGAAGAUGUUUAAAAAGGACGUUCAACCUGUACAUUUCAGAUAGACCCUUUGAUGUUUUUUUGUUAAUUCAUUUAUCACUGUAACACUUUUUGAGAUUUGAGUUUACCAUGCUGAUGUUUUGAUCAGAUAUGUAGGAUAGUUGUUUGAAUUUUGUAUUUAAGGAAGGAUAGCCCUGGUCCUCCUUAAAUACAUAUUAAUAGGUAUUUCUUUUAGUCCACCGUUGCAGUAUUUUUGAUCAUUAUAUGAAAAGCAAGCCAAGUGGCUAAAAAAAAUGGUAUGCUGUUUCUUAGAAACCUUUUAUUUCAGUGAGCUACUGCUUUUGUGCCUUUUAUUUAUAAUUAAAUAACAAUGACAGUUUGAAAUCUAAAAUUGCAAUUGUUUUGGAGCCAUUAUCCUGCUGAUUUGGAAGAGAGACAAAGUAUCUAACAAUGUAUAGAAGGAUGUACAAUAACUUGAUGCUAUGCUUUAAUUGACAUUCAUAGAUUCAGGCUUUUCUUUUUUCUAUGAUCUUGUAGCGUGAGAAAGCCCUUAAGGGCAUCACAUAACACACAUACCAAGUUUGAAUGUCAUUGAAUGCAAGUUCUGCCAUGAUCAGCAGUUAUUUUGCGUUGAGUUUGAUAAAACAUUUUAAACAAUAAACUGUUUGAAUGUUG